Myxocyprinus asiaticus (Chinese sucker) is the source of this 4879-nucleotide messenger RNA. RefSeq names its product rabankyrin-5-like. NCBI's taxonomy places the organism in Eukaryota, Metazoa, Chordata, Actinopteri, Cypriniformes, Catostomidae. Gene Ontology annotation, molecular function: metal ion binding; protein binding. Bases 12 to 3515 code for a protein of 1167 amino acids. The transcript is spliced from 25 exons. The record is from RefSeq and is a predicted model, not a curated record.
ACGGAUCCAACAUGGCGGAAGAGGAGGUGCAGAAAUUGCAGAAGCACCUGGCUCUGCUCAGGCAGGAGUAUGUGAAGAUGCAACAGAAGCUGGUGGAGACGGAGAGGCGGUGCUCUGUGCUGGCUGCCCAGGCCUCUCUCCCCGGCUCCGCCUCCCAGGCCAAUGAUUCCUUCAUCAGCCGCCUGCUGGCCAUCGUGGCUGACCUCUUCCAGCAAGAGCAGUACAGUGAUCUAAAGGUGAAGAUCGGCGAACAGAGGCUCAGUGCUCAUAAAUUCGUUCUGGCUGCCCGCUGUGAAAUCUGGAGUUUAGCCAACCUGGCCUCCACCUCAGAACUGGAUCUCUCAGAAGCCAAACCAGAGGUUGCCAUGGCAAUGCUGCGCUGGGCUUACACGGAUGAUCUGGAGUUGAAUGGGAACGAUGGCUUCCUUAUCGACCUGAUGAAGUUAGCCAACCGCUUCCAGCUCCAUCUCCUACGAGAAAGAUGUGAGAAAGGAGUGAUGUCAUCAGUGAACGUGAGGAACUGCAUCAGGUUCUACCAGACAGCCGAAGAGCUGGACGCCACAACAUUGAUGAACUAUUGCGGAGAGAUCAUUGCCAGUCACUGGGAUGACUUGCAGAAAGAGGACUUCAAUACUUUGGAUGCUCAGCUGCUCUACAAGAUGAUCAAGUCCAAGACAGAGUACCCCCUUCACAAAGCUAUAAAAGUGGAAAGGGAAGAUGUGGUCUUCCUUUAUUUAAUAGAGAUGGACGCCCAGUUACCAGGAAAGCUGAAUGAGGUGGAUAAAAAUGGAGACUUGGCACUGGAUCUGGCUCUGUCCAAGAAGCUGGAGAGCAUUGCCACCACACUUGUAAACAACAAGGCAGAUGUAGACAUGGUGGACCAGAGCGGCUGGAGUCUUCUACACAAAGCCAUACAGAGAGGCGAUGAAUUUGCCUCCACUUUUCUUAUCCGACACUCCGCGCAGGUGAACGCUGCCACAGUGGGGGCAGUAGAGACGCCUCUGCACCUGGUCUGUUCCUUUAGCCCUAAGAAACACAGUGAUGAGGUUAUGGCUGGCAUGGCCCACAUUGCUGAGGCUCUGCUCAAAGCUGGUGCCAACCUAAACAUGCAAAACAGCAAAGGACGAACGCCAUUACAUGAGGCUGUGGUGUCUGGAAAUGAGCCAGUCUUUAACCAGCUGCUGCAAUGCAAACAGCUUGACCUGGAGCUGAAGGAUCAUGAAGGCAGCACUGCACUGUGGCUGGCCUUGCAAUAUAUCACUGUGGCCUCUGACCCCUCCGUGAACCCCUUUGAGGAUGAGUUCCCUGUUGUAAAUGGAACCUCAUUUGAUGAGAACAGCCUUGCAGCACGGCUCAUACAGAGAGGGAGCAAUCCUGAUGCACCAGACUCCAAUGGGAACUGCCUUAUGCAGAGAGCAGCUAUGGCAGGAAGUGAAGCAGCCGCUAUCUUCCUGGCCACACAUGGAGCUAAAGUCAAUCACACCAACAAAUGGGGUGAAACCCCGCUCCAUACAGCGUGCCGCUUUGGGCUGGCGGAGUUGACAGCAGAGUUGCUCCAGCAGGGGGCAAACCCUAACCUGCAGACCCACUGUGCCCUGCCUGAUGGAGGUGAGAGGAGCCAGGGCAUCUCCCUACAGAGCCCGCUCCACCUUGCCAUUGUUCACAACCACCCAGAUGUGGUGUCUGUUAUACUAGAGCAGAAAGCCAAUGCACUACAUGCCACCAAUAACCUGCAGAUCAUCCCAGAUUUCAGUCUUAAAGACUCAAUGGAUCAGACUGUCCUGGGUCUUGCACUCUGGACUGGUAUGCACAUUAUUGCUGCACAGCUCCUGGGGUCUGGAGCAGCCAUUAAUGACACCAUGUCUGAUGGACAGACUCUGCUGCACAUGGCCAUCAAGAGACAGGACAGCAAGAGCGCCCUCUUUCUUCUGGAACACCAAGCCGACAUCAACAUCAGGACUCAGGAGGGGCAGACGGCCCUGCAGUUGGCCAUCAGUAACCAGCUCCCACUGGUGGUGGACGCCAUCUGCACAAGAGGAGCCGACAUGUCAGUGGUGGAUGAGAAGGGUGAUCCUCCACUCUGGCUUGCUCUGGAGAAAGGUUUAGAGGACAUUGCGUCCACACUGGUCAGGCAUGGUUGUGAUGCAACAUGUUGGAGUUCAGGGCCUGGAGGCUGUCAGCAGACUCUUCUUCACAGAGCCAUCGAUGAAAACAAUGAGGUCACCUCCUGUUUCCUUAUAUGCAGUGGCUGUGAUGUGAACAGCCCCAGGAGGCCUGGCCCUAACGGUGAGGGAGAUGAGGAGGCGAGAGACGGACAGAGCCCGCUGCAUAUGGCUGCGUGCUGGGGUCUGGAGGAGGUUGCACAGUGCCUUCUGGAGUUUGGAGCUAAUGUUAACGCACAGGAUUCAGAGGGCCGUGCUCCCAUCCACAUCGCCAUCAGCAACCAGCACAGCGUCAUCAUCCAGUUGCUCAUCUCCCACCCUGAGAUCCGCCUGAACAUCCGUGACAGACAAGGAAUGACGCCGUUCGCCUGUGCCAUGACCCACAAGAACAACAAGGCUGCUGAAGCCAUCCUCAGUAGAGAGCCUGGCGCUGCCGAACAGGUGGACAACAAAGGUCGCAACUUCCUGCAUGUGGCCGUGCAGAACUCUGACAUAGAGAGUGUGCUCUUUCUCAUUAGUGUACAGGCCAACGUGAACUCCAGAGUGCAGGACAGUGCCAAACUCACACCUCUACACCUGGCUGUGCAGGCAGGAUCUGAGAUCAUCGUCAGAAACCUGCUCCUAGCUGGUGCUAAAGUAAACGAGCUGACCAAACAUCGUCAGACUGCGUUGCAUCUCGCUGCACAGCAGGAUAUUUCCACAAUCUGUUCUGUCCUGAUCGAGAAUGGCGUUGACUUCGCUGCUGUAGAUGAGAAUGGAAACAAUGCUCUUCACCUGACAGUGAUGCAGGGACGUCUGAAUAAUGUGCGUGCUCUACUCACCGAGUCCAACAUAGAUGCAGAGGCCUACAAUCUCAGAGGCCAAUCUCCAAUGCAUGUCCUAGGCCAGUAUGGGAAGGAGAAUGCAGCAGCCAUCUUUGAGCUGUUUUUGGAGUGCAUGCCCGAAUAUCCCUUGGAUAAACCUGACAACGAGGGGAACACUGUGCUUCUGUUGGCCUAUAUGAAAGGUAACGCCAACCUGUGUCGCGCCAUCGUGAGGGCUGGAGCUCGACUGGGCAUCACUAACAAUCAGGGCAUAAGCAUCUUCAACUAUCAAGUUGCCACCAAGCAGCUUCUGUUCCGUCUGCUAGAUAUGCUGUCCAAAGAGCCCCCAUGGUGUGAUGGAUCAAACUGCUAUGAAUGUAUGACCAAAUUUGGAGUCACCACUAGAAAACAUCACUGCCGCCAUUGUGGGCGUCUGCUCUGCUAUAAGUGCUCUAUAAAAGAGAUCCCCAUCAUCAAAUUUGACCUGAACAAACCCGUGCGCGUAUGCAACAUCUGCUUUGACGUGCUGACAUUGGGUGGUGUGUCCUAACACACCAGAGCAUGAAGGACGGGCACCAGCCAAGCUGAGCAUGAACCUGCCAACUGGGCCUAGCACUAACCAAGGAGGAUAGAGAAAUGGAGUGAGACCGAGAGGAAGAGCCCCUGAACAAAACCAUUCCAUUCUUGUCAAAGGAAAAAAAUACAACCAUACCAAUGUGUGUUUGUUCUAGCAGUAAUUUUUAGAACCAAACUAUUAUGUGUUGAGGAUCCAUAUUACAAUUGUGGAACUCAGAUGCAAAUUAAUAUUGUAGAUCCAAGUUCACUUUGUAUCCAGACUGAAAUAAUACAAGAAAGCAACCAUCAUUUACCACUUUUAAAGUACAAGAGUCUCUGAUGAGACCGUAAAGGUUUUAGAGAGGGCUAACCGUGCUAUAUGGAGACUUAAUAAUUUAAUUGUUACUUCACAUUUUCCAUUGGAUCUGGACCUGCCAGUACAUGAUUCUCACAUGCAGUCAUGUCGUCACCACCUCUCGACUGUUGUUCAACAUUUUGAUUUAACCCUGUGGUUACAGAGGUUUAUGCAGCCCCUCUAUUGUUUGAGAAUUCCAAGGAAAUUUUAGAAGCAAUUAUUUUUUAUUGAAUGCUGCUGAACAUGAAGGGAAAUUUAAAGGGUAGCCAUUAGCGUGAAGCCUUAAUUGUACUGUUCAGCAUUUUGCCUUUCAGUUUUUAACACAUUUUUACCUCUCUGGAAAAGUAUACACAAGAGAUUUAUAUUUUUCUGGAGUUCAAAUCAAAGCACUACAAGAGAUGGAAAAAUUCACUUUGCCGUGAUUGCGUUUUUGUUGCGUUGUAUGACUGGCUAUGUGACUCAGUCAUCUAUUAACCUCCAUAUUCAGCAGACUUUAUUUUAACUGAUCCAUUAGCGUUUACAUAAUACUAAAAAUUGUGAAACACUUCAAAUGAAGAUAUUCUGACAUGAAAUCUAAAAUCGUUCCUUGUGAUUCUAUUAAGCCACACAGGGGUUUUAAGUACAGAAUUACGAUAUGCUUACAAUGCAUAUGCAUAACAUCAUUUGUAGCCUGUUCUUUUCGCUACUGUAUCAUAAUCAUGAGUUAUUCAUUUCUGAUCACCAAAGGAUACAUUCCAGUUAAAUGUUUGCCAUGUAAGCUAGUGCUGGAGAAGCUGCUAGCUUGGUCAUUGUUUUCAAGUCUUCUUGGUGCGCAAAAUGUCAAUAUUUUAACCUGUCACAUUUUAAAUGCUUUUUAAUGUUCAUGCUUAACAGGUGCACUUUAUCAAAAUCCUUUUUUUUUUUUUUUUUUUUUACAUUUCAGAUUAUUUUUGGGGGGAGGGCCAAGUCCACAGUCUGUCAUUGGUAUUGUUAAAUUGUACAGAUACAUGUAUAAUAUUUUUGAC